UAUGUUUUUCAGUUGACGUUUUUUAAGCUGACUUUAAAGACGUGCUCUCCGGACGUGAAAGCGAAGCUCGGCCCUUUCGAUCCACCUGCUCCCGCAUCUUAAAAGGCCAUCAUGUACAGUGUGGUGGUGGAGCACAUCUACCUCCUGGUCAUCGUCACCCUGAUCAGCGUGCUUCAGAAUGCUUUCUUUGCCCUAAAGGUCGAGAAGGAGGGCAACAGUAAAAAUAUCCCCACAUCUGUUUUUGAACGGGUUCGUUGUGCCAAUCGUAACUGCAUGGACGCGUAUCCCACUUUCCUGGCAGUGAUGUGGUGUGCCGGCCUGUGUCUCAAUCAAGCUCCUGCUGCCUUUGCCGGGAUCAUCUAUCUGGUUGUCAGGCAGAAGUACUUUGUUGGAUACAUGGGGCAAACCUCUCAGAGCACCCCAGGCUACAUGUUUGGAAAGCGUGUCCUCUUCUUCCUGUUCUCCAUGUGCAUUGUGGGCAUCUUCAACUACCUGCUGGUGCACUACUACGGCAGCGACUAUAAGGAAUACGUGGAAACCAUCACCGGAGCCGCGUCCGCUCUCCUCCUCAUCCCGUAGUGCGGUGUGUGCCUCGCGCUGGCAACCACGCAAAAAAUCAAAAAACAACUGCUUUUCUUUUGUUUUUAUUGUGUUUGGUAAAAAUAAAGCUUCUCGUAAACAAA
This is a messenger RNA of Gasterosteus aculeatus aculeatus (three-spined stickleback), 683 nucleotides long. RefSeq names its product arachidonate 5-lipoxygenase-activating protein (gene alox5ap). NCBI's taxonomy places the organism in Eukaryota, Metazoa, Chordata, Actinopteri, Perciformes, Gasterosteidae. Gene Ontology annotation, molecular function: leukotriene-C4 synthase activity; enzyme activator activity; glutathione peroxidase activity. Gene Ontology annotation, cellular component: endoplasmic reticulum; membrane; nuclear envelope. Gene Ontology annotation, biological process: leukotriene biosynthetic process. The record is from RefSeq and is a predicted model, not a curated record.